Molecule: messenger RNA, 2347 nt
Organism: Stylophora pistillata
Lineage: Eukaryota; Metazoa; Cnidaria; Anthozoa; Scleractinia; Pocilloporidae
Source: RefSeq, a predicted model, not a curated record
UUAUGAGAGUACGUGCAAAUGUUUAUCAUGUGGUUGUUGCCUAAAAUUCCCUGAAGUUGCCUUCUUUUCACACCCUUCUGAAUGGACAUAAUCCGUAAACGCUAUGGGAAACAAGCAAACUUCCCAACCAGAGCCAGUCAAGUUAUCACCACACAACGAAAGCCUUUCGAAGCUAUUUGAGGAACUUGCUGAAGUUAAAGAUGAAGUAUCCUCCAUAAGAAAAGAAGUAUUUCAGAACUACUUCAGAUCUGAAGUAAAUGAAUUUGAUGAGCCACUUUUUUUGCAUGUAGCAUUAAGUGGAGGAUGUAACAGGAGUGCAGUGCAACUAACAAGAGAUGAGUUUGUCAAUGGAUUUGGAGUGUUCUUAGAUGAAGGAGCAACAUCUGCUGGAAGGUUAGAAUUAUACUUUGCAAUGUUUAGUGAUGGACAUGCAACAAUGUCAUUUACAGAUCUGGUAGAGAUGUUCCACAUCUCACGAUCUCUAGCUGUUGUUGUUGCUGGUACUGCCCUGCAGGGUGCUAAGCCUGAAUCACCGACAAUAGCAGAUGUGUGGGCAAGGUCUAUUAUGGGUGAUGAUGACAAUACUCAGGUAGACUGUCAAACAUUCUGUAGCUGGGCAAAACAAAACUGCCCAAGAGUGUUUGAUGGAAUUCACUGCUGGAUGAGAAAAAUGCUCCUACACAGAGGAAGUUCAACAGCAUUGAUCACUUCAGAGGGAUUUCCAGCAAUACCAUUCAUCUUAGAUCCCAUACACAGCCAUUCAUUAUUAAAUACAGAAACCCUGUGGAUUCUCUCGACCAUCCUGCCACCUUGUUUCAUCAGAGUUACCCUUCCAACAUUCAACACAGGCAGUCUCCAAUCAGAAGUCGUAGAAGAGAGAAUUGCAAAACCUGUAGAGAAAUGUAAAGAAUGGACCCUGCUCUAUGACAGUCUUGAACAUGGCCAGAGUUUAAACAGGUUCAAGCAUCACUGCAUGGGUUACCGUGGACCUACUGUCGCUCUGUUAAAAGUUGGAAAAGAAGGAUUACUCAUUGCAGCUAUUGAUGUUGAAUGGAGAGAAUCAUCUUCAAGCUGGGGAAACUCUGAUUGUAGAAUUAUUCAAGUGAGACCCAAGUUUCGGGUGUUAAGAGCUGGUCCAAACUUGAUCUUCUUUAACGAGAGGGCUAGAGGUCUACCAUCCGGGAUAGUGUUGGGUCAGACUUCAAGGCCUUGUGUCACACUGGAUGCUGAUUUAAGAGCAGCUAAACUUCAUUAUCACUUGGAUUUGACGCCACAGAUCAUCAACAAAAUAGAGGUUUGGGGAUGUGGAGGACAGGAAGUGAAGGCAAAACAGCAAAAACAACAACAAUGGGAACGAAAACAGGCAGAAAAACUUCAAAAGGUAAAGCGGCCAGGGCGUUGGGAUGACAACCCAGACAAAGCUAUUCUGGACAUGGCCGGUGUCACUACAAACCACAGUCAACGAUAAAACAGACGGGAUGCAUCCAUGAUAUUUCAUCAACAUAUCGCUGAAGAUAUAAUCGUUAUUCCAUCGGUGCUCUUCAGGGUUACUCCCACUGGGAAAGAACUUAUACGCUCCAGAGAAUUUUCGCAGGGAGGAAUGCGAUUUGAAUAUCACAGAGGAGACACAAAAAUAGUGGCUCUGCCCUAAAACGAUUCAAACAGCAACACAGGCAAAGCUCUUUGUGAAACUUAAAUGAAAUACUUGAAAUAAUGAGGGGUUCCUUGGUAGUAUUUCCGAGUGCACUUAUUUUCUACUGAUCCCAGGGAAAGCGUUCUCCACUAAGUGUGGGGUAAAAUUAUAAUUAUAUAUACUGGCUGGAUAUUGGUGAAGUCCUAUUUGUAGUGUUUUCGUUUCAUUUAAAGUUGAAAUAAAAGAACGUGACCAUUAUCCAGCCAGUAUGAUUGAACAAGUUUGGUCAGUUUUGUAUUGUUUAAUUAUUCUUCUUUUCGGGUUCAAAGCGGGCUGUUCCGAGCGGAAAGGGAAGGCAUCUUGUCCGCACGGUAGUCAACUGAGAAAAAAAGCCCCGCUUCGCUGUAUCGUCAAAAGAUUUAGUAGGUUACAAUGUAUUGUAGAAUUUCUCGUAAUAAUGUAGUAAUCAAAUGAUUCGAUAAAGAGAACCAUUUUCACGAUCGCAUUAUGGCAUCAGAAGAUUUUUCAAAGAUUUUAUGCCUUUAAAAUAUUACGUUUAGUUAUUUAUUUACCUCAGAUAACUGACAUUUAAAAUUGGCUAUUUGUAAAGCAACGAUAAAUUUACAUACAAAUUUUUGGAGAGGAAAAGGAAUUCGAAGAAUCAUUAGCAUGUAUCUGUCGCUUAAAUAAAUGAUUAUUUUUUAACGAAAUUGA